Gaeumannomyces tritici R3-111a-1 is the source of this 426-nucleotide messenger RNA. RefSeq lists its product as hypothetical. The transcript has a single exon. NCBI's taxonomy places the organism in Eukaryota, Fungi, Ascomycota, Sordariomycetes, Magnaporthales, Magnaporthaceae. The record is from RefSeq and is a predicted model, not a curated record. The coding region runs from base 1 to 426 and encodes 141 amino acids.
AUGGCCACGGCCGUCCUGCUCGCCCUGGGCAGCACUGCUGCCCGCGGCGACGGUUUGAUCACCGCGAACUCGACCCUGGACGCCGCCAAGCAGACCCUAAACACCACCGCGAACCUGACCAUGGAAUCGCGGAUUGCCAUGACCACCGACGGAAUCAUGGCCAGGACCUUCGCGACGUCGAGCCGGCGCCCCAUCACCACGAAGCUGACCACCGUGUACGGGACCAAGGUGGUCGUCGUGAGCACCACCGGGAGCCCCAUCAGCACCUACACCCUCACCGGCCCGACCCCGGGCCCCCCCAAGAACGGCCCGCUGCGCGGCAUCAACAAAUGCGAGAUGGUUGACCAUGGCGUCGGUGCCCUUCCCCAAGAACGCCAAAAAAAAAGAGAGAAAAAAAGAAGGUUCCACAGAACGGCUAACACGUGA